Messenger RNA from Haliotis rufescens (red abalone), 2195 nucleotides. RefSeq names its product E3 ubiquitin-protein ligase Midline-1-like. The transcript has 4 exons. Gene Ontology annotation, molecular function: zinc ion binding; protein binding. Lineage: Eukaryota; Metazoa; Mollusca; Gastropoda; Lepetellida; Haliotidae. The record is from RefSeq and is a predicted model, not a curated record. Bases 1 to 2157 code for a protein of 718 amino acids.
AUGUCGCCUGUGUUGGUGCUCGUUAUACCGCACUGCCACCCCAUGGCCGCGUCUCCUUCGGAUAUUUUGUCAGGGUAUACAAUCUCAAUUGACACCGUCCUGCUCGAGGAGAUCGCUCAGGUGUGUCAUUGUGUCCACGUUAAACACGAGAUAUUAAGACAGUUCUCGGACUUCAUUUCUAAGAAUCUCGCCACCCACAAGAUGGCGACCUCUCAGAAGCUAAUGGAACAUUUCCUGACUUGUACAAUAUGCACAGAGGUGUUUGAUAAUCCCUGUACUCUUGUGUGCAAUCACACCUUUUGUCGGAAAUGUGUCGUCAACUACACCAAAACCAGACCAGAAGCCAUCAGUGCCAAGUCCCUCCUCUGUCCAUUCUGCAACAAGAUGACGAAAGUGUCUGCUCCUGAGAGACCAGUGGAGGAGUGGGCGGAUGACGUCAAGCCAUUUUUUAUCAUCCAGGGACUCUUGAACUCGUUUGGUCCGGGAUCUAAAGAUACAGCCUCCUGCAGCUACUGUAGAGAGGAAGGGGAGACAACUCCAGCUGUUGUUUGGUGCUCGGUCUGUGAUGAGGCACUCUGUAACAAAUGUACUGCAGCUCACAACCGCAUCCCGUCAUUACGGAAACACAAAGUCAUUGACCUCUCCGGCGAGGUUAAGGUCAGAAGAAGACACAAGGUGACAUGUAAAGAGCACAAGGACGAAACUAUCAAAUAUCUGUGUAAAGAUUGUAAGAAAGCUGUUUGUCAGACAUGCUGCACUAUCUACCACAGGAAAUGUGACUCGGUCGUCACACUCGAGUCGGAAAUGAUGGAUGUGAAGACAGAGCUGGUGAAGAUGAAAGAGACUUUGUCAAGGAGAAGACACAAACGAAACACAGAGGUGCAGAAAAAGAAAUCAGUGAUGAAAGAAGAGAUAUGUCGACAUUCACAGACGGAAUCCGACAUCAAGUCUGCAAGUCUGAAGGCAAUACGAAGGAUAAAACUCAAGAAACAGAAACUUCUUGAUCAACUGAGAGAGAUGUCAGAAAAACACAUAGGACAACUGAAAGCAGAAAUUAAGUCAGGUGAGAUGUCAGUACAAAUGAACCAACAACAGGCUGAGCUGAUAGACCAGGCUCUACAAUCUGAGUGUGAUAUGGAUGUGUAUGAGAUGUAUCAGGGGUGUGAGGCGGGUGAUGUGGAGGCUGUCGGAGACGCAGAUGUGAAGGAGAGAGGAAGAAUAACCAAGGUCACAUUCAGACAGGAGACGGACAAGCUGAGUAAAUCUCUGGACGAUCUACAGCUGGGAGAGAUAGAUGUCCUGUAUGAGGAUGUGCUGAACCUGAAGGCUUCUCCUGUGUUACAGGACACCAUUGACGUCAGAGUAACAGGCGACAGUAACACACCAGACCCGACUGACGUGACAGUGAUGGUGGUGAAUGACGUUGUAGUUGUAGAUGCAGUUGUAGUCACAGACUGGAACACCAACACUGUGAAGUCCUUCUACACCAGGAAUAACCGGACACGUCACAGUGAAUUCUGUCUGGUUGGUAAACCAUUGGGUCUGACAAAGUUGACACACAACCAGGUGGCCGUCACUGUCCUGGACAUCAAACAGAUUGUAACAGUAGAAGUCAACCCUGACCUGGUGCUGCUGUCAACUAUCAGAACCAGCAAACAGUACUUGGGCAUAACGUCCCUGACCCCAUCAACACUAGCAGCUAGUUCCCGGUCUCCCCCCUGUGUUGAUAUCCUGGAUAUGACAGGAAACGUGCUGAGGUCAAUCAGUCCAUACCACAAUGGUAUCAACAUCUUAGAAAGACCAAACUAUCUCUGUACCACGAGGACAGGAAACAUCCUGGUGUCUGACUGUGGAACCAAGUGUGUCUUGUGUCUGACCCCCGCGGGAGAUGUGGUGUUCACCUAUAGCCCUGCAGGAGACACAGCGCUGGAGUUUCCCCGGGGUAUCACAAGUACCAGUACAGGUGACAUCCUGGUGACAGACAACCGUCUACACAGAGUCAUCCAUCUGACGGAGUCAGGACAGUUUGUCAGAAACAUACUGACACAACAGGACGGUAUCAUCAAACCCCGCGGUGUGUGUGUAGACGGACAUGGCCACAUGUAUGUUUGUCUCAGUUGGGAAGCAGUUAUUAAGGUGUUCACAUGUAAACACUGACAACGUGUGUUUGUGACAUAUAUAUGUGUAUAGAACUC